UGUGCUCCGCCCCCGGCUCGAGGCUUUUGUAAAGGGUCACGUUGCGUUGCAGCAGUGAAACAGCAGACUCCCCUGCAUCCUCAGCACCCAGCUUACCUGCCCUCUCUACGAAGAGACACCCACCAGCAGCCAUCAUGACUCACCAGUACCCCGCACUGACUCCUGAGCAGAAGAAGGAGCUGCAGGGCAUCGCUCAGAGGAUAGUCGCUCCAGGAAAGGGCAUCCUCGCAGCUGAUGAGUCCACCGGCAGCAUGGCCAAACGUCUGAACCCCAUCGGGGUUGAGAACACGGAGGAGAACAGGCGCCGUUACCGCCAGCUGCUCUUCACAGCCGACGAGCGCAUUGACAAAUGCAUUGGAGGGGUCAUCUUCUUCCACGAAACCCUCUACCAGAGCACAGAUGACGGCACUAACUUUGCAAAGCUCAUCAAAGAUCGCGGCAUUGUUGUUGGCAUCAAGGUGGACAAAGGUGUUGUGCCCCUGGCUGGAACAAAUGGAGAGACCACCACUCAGGGUCUGGACGGGCUGUCUGAACGUUGUGCACAGUACAAAAAAGACGGCGCAGACUUUGCUAAGUGGCGCUGUGUGCUGAAGAUCAGCGAGACCACGCCGUCUGAGCUAGCCAUCUUUGAGAAUGCUAACGUCCUGGCAAGAUAUGCUAGCAUCUGCCAGCAGAAUGGUAUUGUUCCUAUUGUGGAGCCUGAGAUCCUUCCUGAUGGAGAUCAUGACCUGAAGCGCUGCCAGUACGUCACUGAGAAGGUUCUAGCUGCCGUGUACAAGGCUCUUUCAGACCACCACGUUUAUCUGGAGGGGACUCUGCUGAAACCCAACAUGGUCACAGCCGGACACUCCUGCCCCAACAAGUACAGCAGCGAGGAAAUCGCCAUGGCUACCGUCACUGCCCUGCGCCGCACUGUGCCUCCUGCAGUUACAGGAGUGACCUUCCUGUCUGGUGGCCAGUCUGAGGAGGAAGCCAGCGUGAACCUUAAUUCCAUCAACAACUGCCCGCUGGCCAAGCCUUGGGCCCUGACCUUCUCCUACGGCCGCGCUCUGCAGGCCUCCGCCUUGAACGCAUGGAGAGGAGACCUGAACAAUGAGAAGGCCGCCACCGAAGAGUUCAUCAAGCGUGCUGAGGCAAACGGUCUGGCUGCACUUGGCAAUUACGAGUCUACAGGAGCCGGUGGCGCCGCAGGGCAGUCCUUGUUUGCGGCUAACCACGCCUACUAAACAUCUAACGACCACACUUAACGGUGGCCUAGUCGUAGUCUUAUAUCUGCUCUGCUAUUUCCCUCUUUACUCCUCCAUCAAUCACUGGCCUGCGCUGUCUGCUGUACUUUAAAUUGUCAGAGUUAUCAAAAGUACUUUAUUAGAUAUGUGUGUUUAAAAACAUAAUGUGAAACUAUAAAGGGAACAAGCUUGUUUUUCUUUCAUUUUAAUCAGACAAAUCAAAAAAGAUUUUAAACAAUUCAUAACUGAAGUUAAAGCAACAACUUGUCGUUUCAAACUCUAAAGCUCAGAGACGGGUAUGUAGAAGCUGCAAAAUUUAAAGUGGAUCAAGAUAAUCAGCCAGUAUUUAUCAUGCCUCUUUUUAACCACACCACCUCCCCCAUUUGAUACAUCUUGAGCCCCUCCCAAGCAGGGAAAGGUGAAUGUCAGUGUUUUGCUUCUGUCUGAACGCAUUAUUGCCUCGUCUUUAAACUGCUACACUAACAUCCUUCCUGACAGCGGGACCAACCGACUACUAGUGGCAUCAGUGUGUCUGUUAUGGGGCGAGACUCUUCAGAUUGAGUCGGAUGUUUUUAUGGCGUUGUACUGUGUUCUACUUUCAGACAGCUGUAGCUCCAGCAGAGGUCAGCAGACCCUCUGUGAUAGAACGACUACACACCGGGAUUCAUUCUAACCUUUCUGUUCACGCUUUUGAUCACCACUAAUCAGAGAAAACAUCUUGUGUGUCUAAUCUCAGUAUAACAUUAGCUUUAAAUUACACACAGUACUUAAUGUAUUCAGUUGUGUGAAGGUGUCAAUAUCAUUUGAUGCUCGUGUGUUCCCAUCUCCCCCUGAUUCCCCCCCGCUCACCCCACAGGGAGAGGAGAUGGUUUCUGUUAACAUGGACCAGUGUGUGGGGUCAGCACGGGGAAACAGUCACUGCUGUGUUGGAUUACUGUGAUGUUUGUGAUGUUAAUAUAUUGUUCUUGAAGCACUUGGUGUGUCAAAUAGUGGAGACCAAUAAAACUAAAAGAAAAUAUAA
Molecule: messenger RNA, 2247 nt
Organism: Cheilinus undulatus (humphead wrasse)
Lineage: Eukaryota; Metazoa; Chordata; Actinopteri; Labriformes; Labridae
Gene: aldocb
Product: aldolase C, fructose-bisphosphate, b
Exons: 9
Coding region: 135-1226 (363 amino acids)
Biological process (GO): glycolytic process; fructose 1,6-bisphosphate metabolic process
Cellular component (GO): cytosol
Molecular function (GO): fructose-bisphosphate aldolase activity
Source: RefSeq, a predicted model, not a curated record